Messenger RNA from Solea senegalensis (Senegalese sole), 4844 nucleotides. It is a transcript of the gene flt4, whose product is annotated as fms related receptor tyrosine kinase 4. The transcript has 30 exons. Lineage: Eukaryota; Metazoa; Chordata; Actinopteri; Pleuronectiformes; Soleidae. The coding region runs from base 242 to 4474 and encodes 1410 amino acids. Gene Ontology annotation, cellular component: signaling receptor complex. Gene Ontology annotation, molecular function: ATP binding; transmembrane receptor protein tyrosine kinase activity. The record is from RefSeq and is a predicted model, not a curated record. Gene Ontology annotation, biological process: multicellular organism development; positive regulation of kinase activity; protein phosphorylation.
ACACACACACGCAGAGACCGCGACUCACUGAGAUUCACCUGAAUUUGUUCUCCAUCCGCGGACUUUCAUCCAAAACCUCCGCGCACGCUCCACUGGAGUUACUGCGCGUUCUCCUUCAUUAUAAUCAUCACUGUCAACAGCACUGCAUUUAUUUACAUUUUUAAAUAUACAUAUAUAUAUAUGUAUAUAUAUAUAUAAAACCAGAAACCUCACUCAGCACUUCUGGACCGGAGAUCUGGAGAUGAAGACAUAUUGUACGUGUUUCUGUCGGACUUGGAUUGGAAUAGCAUUUGCCACAGGUCUGGUGACUGGCUUUUCUAUGACUCCGCCCAUCCUCGACGGCUCCAGAGAAGAUCUAGUGAUUCCAGUCUACGAAACACUCACCAUCACAUGCAGGGGACAGCGCACUCUGGCCUGGGCCUGGCCUGACAGGACCCUAGCGGGAGUGGAGCUGACUGACCGUCAGACCCAGCUGUCAACGCCCAGGGACCCUGGGCAGACGGUCGUCUUAGUGAGCGAGUGUCCAGGACAGCAUGGGUUGCCGUACUGUAAGAGGCUGGUCCUGAACCGAGCGCAGGCCAAAGACACGGGCUACUAUCGAUGCUAUUACAAAGAUGUCAAAGCCAUCAUUGACGGCACCACUGCAGUCAGUGUUUAUGCCUUCAUCAGGGACCCAGAGCAGCCUUUCCUCAGGAGAGACAGCCACAGCAAGGGCCAUGGAAAUGCCCUGGAGACCAUCUUAAUCACUCGCUUCUCCACACACGUCAUAGUGCCAUGUCUGGUCACAGUGCCGGAUCUGAACGUCUCUCUCCACGCGUAUCCCACGCCUCUGGAGGGGAGCGGGAUGACAUGGGACAACAAGCGAGGCUGGUCCAUUCCCAGACAAAUCAUAGACAGUGUGCCGAUGCUCAUCGGAGUCUCGUGUGUUGCUACUCUUGGAGGCAAAGAGCAUCAAUCUGCCGACUACCUGAUCCACACUACAGGAAGUCAGGUUUACGAUGUCAAGCUGUUUCCUGAGGAGCCAGUGGAGCUGAUAGUCGGGGAGGCUCUCACCCUGAACUGCACAGCGGUGGUGGAGUUCAACGCCGGAGUGGACAUUCAAUGGUCUUACCCUGGCAAACAGACGAACAGUUGGGUGGACACCAAACCUCACCGUGAAGCUCUUUCUCAUGCCACAGAGGCUGUUAGUGUCCUGACCAUCCACAGUGUUAAUGUCACAGACUCCGGCCCAUACAUCUGCAACGUGACCAGCACCGACACGACACAAACCCAGCAGACUCAGGUCAUAGUUCACGAGAGACCAUUCAUCAGCCUGGACUACAGGUCUGGGCCAGUGGUGGAGGUAACCGCUGGCCAGAAGUCAUUCAAACUACGCGUAAACGUGUCCGCCUUCCCCACUCCUGAAACCCAAUGGUAUAAAGAUGGAAAGGUGAUAAACCAGCGCCCGGAGUUCAAAAUAAAAAGGAUGAGGAUGCACCUUAACCAUGUUUUGGAGAUCAAGGACGUUUGUCAGGAGGAUUCUGGACUUUACACGGUGGCGCUGAGAAAUAAUGCUGCCUCUCUGGAGAGGAGACUCAACAUCACGCUCGUUGUCAACGUGGCCCCACAGAUUCACGAGAAAGAAGUGGCAGAGCCGUCCAGUCCUUACCCCAGCGGCAGUAGCCAGAUUCUAACGUGCACUGCCUACGGUCUCCCUUCUCCCAACAUCAGCUGGCAGUGGAGGACGUGGGGCCCGUGUGUUCCCAACAACACCCAAAGCAGACAGGUUCGAGGAGACAGGAAAGCCCAUAGUGACAGGAUCGCCGACUGUCAGAACUGGCAGGACAUUAACUCGGAAAUCGCCAUGAAUGAAAUCGACGACGUUGAAACAGCUGUGGAAGUGGUGGACGGGCGACAAAAGAUAGUGAGCAGGCUUCAGAUCCGCAACGCCACCAUAUCCGUCAUGUACAAGUGUUCCGCUGAAAACAAGGUCGGCAAAGAUGAGCGGCUGAUUUACUUCUACGUAACCACCAUCCCUGAGGGCUUCAGUGUGGACGUCCGGCCCUCUGAGAAUCUCCUGGAGCAGGAGAAAGUGUCCCUGUGCUGCAGCGCUGACAAUUACACCUACGAGCAGCUGCGGUGGUAUCGCCUUGACCCGCAUGCCCUGAAGGACGAGCAAGGCAAACCGCGGGAGCUGGACUGCAGGAGCGUGCAUCGCUACGCCGACAUGCUUGACGGACAGCUCUCCUUCCAAGAGCCAUCUAACAGCUGGGUCCUUGACUUCACCAUCGCCUCGGUACAGCUCCAGGACGAGGGUCAUUAUGUGUGCGAAGCUCAGAGUCGACGCAUCGGGGAGAAACAGUGUCUGUUCAGAUACAUCUCAGUCAAAGCCCUGGAGGCGCCGCGGUACAAGCGCAGCCUCACCAACCAGACGGUGAACGUGACGGAGUCUCUGCGGAUGGAGUGCGACGUGGAAGGCAGACCUCUGCCCCACCUCUCCUGGUUCAAAGACAACCAUCCUCUCCACCAAAUGUCAGGGAUCCAGCUGCAGGAUUCAAACCGCACUCUCAGCAUCCAGCGGGUGCGUGAGGAGGACGCCGGGCUUUACACCUGCACAGCCUGCAACCAGCGUGGAUGUGUCCACUCCUCAGCUGCUGUGAAGGUCAUAGGUUCAAUCGACAAGGCCAACGUGGAGAUUGUGAUCCUCAUCGGGACUGGAGUCAUUGCCGUUUUCUUCUGGGCCAUGCUCAUCAUCAUUUUCUGCAACGUGAAACGGGUUAACCCUGCGGACAUAAAAACCGGCUAUCUGUCCAUCAUUAUGGACCCAGGGGAGGUGCCGCUGGACGAGCAGUGCGAAUACCUGCCCUACGACUCCUCACAGUGGGAGAUCUCCAGAGACAGACUGCGAUUGGGAAAAGUUUUAGGCCACGGUGCCUUCGGGAAAGUAAUUGAGGCAUCGAUCUACGGCAUCAGCAAGAGCAACAGUUUGGACACGGUUGCUGUCAAGAUGUUGAAGGACGGAGCCACAGCCAGUGAGCACAAAGCCUUGAUGUCAGAGCUGAAGAUACUGAUUCACAUCGGCAAUCACCUGAAUGUUGUCAACCUGUUGGGAGCCUGCACCAAACCAAACGGUCCGCUGAUGGUGAUUGUGGAAUACUGCAAGUACGGGAACCUUUCCAACUUCCUACGAGCCAAGAGAGAGUUCUUCCUCCCUUACAGGGAUCGCUCUCCGAAAACCCAGAGCCAGGUGAGACGGAUGAUUGAAGCGGGUCAAAUGGACCAAAAAGCUCGUCAACUGCCUUCGUCUUCUUCUCCCUCCUCUCCCUCCUCCACCUCCUCCUCUCCGACCACCUGUCCCCAGACUCCAUCAUCCAACACAAUUAAUCAAAAGCCUGAUGUGGAAAAAAUGGACGACCUGUGGAAAACUCCUCUGACCAUAGAAGAUCUCAUUUGCUACAGUUUCCAGGUGGCUCGAGGGAUGGACUUCCUGGCCUCCAGAAAGUGUAUCCACAGAGACCUGGCAGCCCGGAACAUUCUCCUGUCAGAGAACAACAUUGUGAAGAUCUGCGACUUUGGUCUGGCCCGAGACAUAUACAAAGACCCCGACUACGUCAGGAAAGGCAAUGCUCGUCUGCCUUUAAAGUGGAUGGCUCCAGAGAGUAUUUUUGACAAAGUGUACACCAGCCAGAGUGAUGUGUGGUCUUUUGGAGUUUUGCUCUGGGAAAUCUUUUCACUGGGUGCAUCUCCUUACCCUGGGGUACAGAUUGAUGAGGAUUUCUGCAAACGGUUAAAAGAUGGCGUCAGGAUGCGAGCGCCAGAAACUGCCUCCCCUGAAAUAUAUGGAAUCAUGCUGGCCUGCUGGCAGGGUGAACCCAAAGAGAGACCACCGUUCCCCGCUCUGGUGAAGAUCCUGGGAGACCUGCUGCAGGACAACAGUCUACCUGAUGGGAAGGACUACAUCCCUCUGAAUCGCUCACAGAGCUCAGAGGACGACGGUUUCUCACAGGCUUCAUCGCGGCCUCCGUCUGAGGAGCUGAGAGUGGCCUGCAACACGCUACCCACCAGGUAUUAUAACUGCGUGCCCUUUGCCGGCUGUGUCUUUGUGGGACCCACCAACGUAUGCCAGCCCAGAGUGAAGACAUUUGAGGAGUCGCCCCUGGAGAUGUUCCCACAUAAAGCUCCUCAGGACAACCAGACAGACAGCGGGAUGGUUCUGGCCUCUGAAGAAUUUGAGAGAAUUGAGCACCAGCACAGGGGCGCGGCCUUAAAAAGUCGAAUGGGCAGCAGCAGCAGCACAGAGCCUCUCACAGCCUCCCAUGGUUCUCUGGGUCAAAGCAGCGUCGGUGCCAUCAGCCCAUGGCACCGCCCCACCUUCUUCAGCCAGCUAUCAGGUCAGACCUUCUACAACAACGAGUACGGACAUCUGUCCGAGGAGGGCUUCUGCGACUUCUUCUCCUCGCCGGACGCUCCCUGCCUCGCCUCCUCCAACGUGUAAGCUCACCUGGAACGAGGCCUGGAAGAAGUGAAGGGGUUCAAAGCAGCUCAGCUGACGGGACAUGUGUAGGAUUUCACAACAUCCCAGUGAUGACAUGUAACUAGUCAUUUAUUAAUGAUCAGGUUAUUGAUCCUUAUGGCCGGAGCUGACCUCUACUCAUCUCAAAGUUCUUGUUUGUCUUCGACAGACAAAGCUGUGCGUGUGCUUGAUGUUUCUCUAACCAGCCACUGGGUGGCAGCAUGAUGACAAAAACACAUCCUCAGUAUUUUCUAUUCACACAUUUAUAUUUUUUAUCUUUUAAUAUACAGAGAAUUCAUAUGUUUGUUCAGAUUAUGACUCAUAAGGGAAAAAAAUAAAGACAUUUAUCGUC